CUCACUCCCUCUGAACCAACCGCUUUAUUUAACCAGCCUGUUUCCUGUAGGCAACUUCUUUGUCAAAGAGGAAAUGACAUCGCAGCACCAAAACACUGAAAACAGAUGAGGACCAAACCUCUUUUUGACUUCGAGCAACACACAGCUCAGCCUCUGUUACAGAAAACCCAUGAGGCAAAACAAUCUGGCCAUAAAACAGCUUUUGGAACAGAGCGGUGAAAUAUGUCUGCUGGAGACAAAGAGACUCCGCGAGACACCACAGGUCAAAGUGGGUCUGCUGUUUUUUUCUCGAACCCUCUGAUGAGUGAUUUGGAAUCUGACUGGUCCCUGAUUCACGAUGCUGCCUUUAAUGGACGGGUCCUUGCUCUGCAGAGACUCAUUGCUCAGGGUACAUGUGUAAAUCUGAACACUCUGAACCAGGUUUCUCCUCUCCAUGGAGCAUGUUUACAAGGCCACGUGGCUUGCGCCAAGCUUCUGGUGGAAAAUGGGGCAAAAGUAAACAGUUCGACGGUGGAUGGACAAACGCCCCUGUCAGAAGCUUGCGCCCGGGGCCAUGUGACCUGUGUAUCGCUGCUCCUUCAACAAGGAGCAACUCCCCUGGGAACCAGCCACACCAGCUCUCCAAUCCACAGGGCAGCAGCCAAAGGUCACACAGAGUGCAUCGAGUCUCUUGUCCAGCACGGUGCAGAUGUGGAUCAGUAUAUUGACCAAUCAGGUUCCCCUCUCCACGUCGCCUGCUCCAAUCAGCAUCUGAGUUCUGUGUGUAAACUGCUUCAACUUGGCUCUCCUUUAGGUGCCAGUGUGAACAGCAGUGUGUCUGGUGACUCGCCGCUGCACAUCGCUGCCCGUCUGUCCAGUCCUGAGAUGGUGUCAGUCCUGCUUGAGCACGGGGCCGAUCACUCACUCAGGAAUUCAGAGGGCAAACAGCCGCUGGAGCUCGCACCUCCCAACAGCCCGGUGGAGAGGCUGUUGAGACAAGCAGGAGGUAACCGGAAGAAUCCUUUUACUGUCCAUCCCAGCUAUCAUUUUUGGGCACCUUGGAUUGGGCAAGGCACACGAAGGUCCAACACUGUGCUAAACACAGAGUUUUUAAAAGCUCAAGGUUCAAGAAACUCAGCAGAGGCAGAUGACAUCAAUAUUACUGAAGACAGACUCUCAAAUGAAUUGAUGAAUUUGAAGGUGGACGCAUUACAUACACUCUAAGGAAUGUGGUGUCGACUCUUGUGGUUCUAAGAUAGAUCUAAUUCUGCGCCUCAGAACUGAAAUGCAAAAUAGACAGGCCUACGACAAAGUGUUUCAGAAGAUCUGGGGAGAAUCAGGUGUUUUGGCUGCCAUCAUUUAUCCCUGCGGUGUUUUGUACAGCUUGAAGUUUAACAUCAGAGCAGAAGGCCCUAGAGACUUUGCAGAUAUGCUUCUGUCGUGGAAACAUAUGCCCAUUAUAUCAGCCUAUGACUUUGCACAAGGUCUUGUAAACCACACCAAUGUGAGAGUGCCAGAAAAUCCUCCAUUCCAGCCAAAUGAAGGCCGUCUUGCUCCUCCAACCCCUGAGAACAUACAGGCUGCCAAGGACCGAACACUGAAGAUCCACCUUCCAUGGCUUUUGGAGCCAAACACUGAAAACUUUGAAGAUGAUAGUCAUCCGGUUACCAAAUCCUCUCAACAUUAUGUCUUGUGUGACAAGCUACAUGAAGGUAACACCGAGAAUGAGGAGGACAUGCUCAGGAGAAUUGAACUUGUACCGGACCUUGCAGGUCAGCUCAACAGCCAAGUGGCUGAACAGUUCUUCGCAAAUAUCCGGAAGAACAAUUAUUUCAUUAACAAUAUGUCGCCUUCAGCUCACAUUUUUCUGGUGCGAAACGUUGUUCAUCACCACAAUGAAAAAAAAGAGAGACAAACCAUUGAGAAGAUGAAAAGAAAUGUGAGGAAUGUCAGUAUCAGUCACUGGACAUACUUGGGAAGGCAGUGGCUCAACUUAGUUGAAUUUCAAUGAUAUAUGUGCCAUCAGCAAAAGGAUGUGUAUGCAGUGGAUUGCUACAUGGUACCAACAUGGCUACCACCACAUUGUCUGGAUACCUCGUCUUUCCCCCAAUCUUUCACAGAGGAUUAAACCAGGAGAAUGGACUGUGAUCUACAGCAAGAACAUCAAAGGUCUCCCAAGACAGGAAGAUGGCAAUGCUUGUGGGAUCUUCAUGUUAAUGUAUGCUCUUUACAUUGUGCUGGGGGCAGAUUUUGACUUCACAACUGGUGACAUGGACACAAUCAGGACAUGGUGGUGCCUGUUGCUCCUGUCUGGUCAUUCAGUUGUCAGAUAAUAGCAGAUAAGGAUAAGGAGGAGGCAAAGAGGCCCAGGACAAUCCCUCCUCAACAGUCGGUUAGUGUGAAUGAAGAACCUGUUGACCUGACCAAGGAGGGGAUUCUGGAGGUCAUCAAUGUUUCUGAACUUAUAAUAAAAUAAACAUGUUAUACUCUUUCCAA
This is a messenger RNA of Perca flavescens (yellow perch), 2475 nucleotides long. Its product is annotated as ankyrin repeat and SOCS box protein 9. The record is from RefSeq and is a predicted model, not a curated record. Gene Ontology annotation, molecular function: protein binding. Lineage: Eukaryota; Metazoa; Chordata; Actinopteri; Perciformes; Percidae. The transcript has 15 exons. Gene Ontology annotation, biological process: protein ubiquitination; positive regulation of protein catabolic process; intracellular signal transduction. Bases 223 to 1203 code for a protein of 326 amino acids.